CUGUGUAUGUUGAUUUGUUUUAAUGGUCUCACUUGAUAAUUUGAUUUGUGCACGGCACCAACGUGAGUUUAGUCAUUUCUUCGGUCAGUCGGUCUGCAUUCAUAAAUGUAAUGACUACGUUAAACUGUUGCGUUUUCCAAUAGAUUGUUCGAGUUGUAUCUUGUAAAUAAAUAUUCCAUUCUAGCUUAGACGACUUUUUAUUGUUCGAUAUAUAGAGGUAAUGUUUUCAAUUGUACUUUGUAGAAUCAAUGUGGAUACCUCCAGUUUGUGAUAACCCUCCACCUCUUAAUAUUGAAGAAGAGCUACUUCCUUUAACACUUGGGACCAAAACGCCUACUGUUUCUGCAUCCAGUAGUUCAAGUAGUGACCUUAAAAAGAACUCACAAAAUCAGACAGCGAAUAUCAGAUUUCAGUUCUAUCCUGUCCCGGUAAUCAGUAGUUUACUUGUUUUCUAUUUGUUCUGUUGUGAACGUGUUGCUGAGAUUGACCUUUUGCGAGUUGAUAUGUGUGAAAUGAUUUAAUGAUUCAAUUCAGUCAGGUGACUUGACUCUCAGUUGAGUCAUCUGUAUGGAGACGUAUCACUUUCAAGUGGGAACUCAGUGUUUAAUACAGAAGGACUAGUUUGUAAAUUUAUCUACUAUUAAGUAGUCUUAUGGCUGCUCAGUAACUGUUGGUUUGGAUUAAAUUGCACGAUUAUCCGUGUGGUUUAGAGUUGACGGCAUUCAUGAAAUUCACUAUAGAAUAUUUAGAAAUCAAGGCGUUCAGUCGGUAGAUUAAGAACCUGGAUUAACGACCCUAUUGAACAGCUAUAUGAAAACGUAGAUUUCGUCGUGAGUUGGGAAAGUGUUACGUGAACAUGACUAUAUUUUCAAUGGGAAUUAUGUGGAAGGCUUCUGACCAUUGUUUUGCCACCCAAGAUGAUUGGGACUUUGUGUUCAGUGAUUUCGUCUCUCCAACCAGCAUGUCACAUUUCUCAAGAAAGGAUUUGAUAG
Molecule: messenger RNA, 992 nt
Organism: Trichobilharzia szidati
Lineage: Eukaryota; Metazoa; Platyhelminthes; Trematoda; Strigeidida; Schistosomatidae
Source: the annotation of a GenBank genome assembly